Paraglomus occultum is the source of this 771-nucleotide messenger RNA. The record is from the annotation of a GenBank genome assembly. NCBI's taxonomy places the organism in Eukaryota, Fungi, Glomeromycota, Glomeromycetes, Paraglomerales, Paraglomeraceae.
AUGAGUUCAUUUUACGCGUAUUCAGAUAUGCCUUCGUCAAAUUUAAUGAUUCCUCAACAACCGCCUAGAAUUUACAGACUGGAAGUUGCCCAGCAGCCCAUAAGGGCUAGGAUGUGUGGGUUCGGUGAAAAAGACCGGCGACCGAUAGAUCCACCUCCCGUGCUUCGCCUCAUUGUGACUACUCCUGACGGAAAGCCCAUACCCGUGAGUUCUGUGGACCACUCAAUGUUUGCCGUUCACGCAGGACUAUGGUCAAAUAACCGCAAGAAAGAACGUAAUCUUGUCAUUAACCCUUCCUCCAUGGCAGCUCAUUCCACAGGAACGUCAUCAAGCGUUCUUUCAUGGAGUCCAACAUGUACACGUAACCUUAUGGGAUCGUUAACUUCAUCUGCAUAUUGUCUGUUCAAUGAUCAUGGACAACGGGGAAUUUAUUUUAUAUUUCAUGAUCUUUCUGUGCGAACGGAGGGAACCUUUACCUUAAAGUUUCAGUUUGCCGAUAUCAGUCAACUAAUCAGAUGUGGAGGUCACCAGAGCCAGGUGCGUGUUGAGGCUGAAGUAUUUAGUGAAUCGUUCACAGUCUAUGCUGCGAAAAAAUUUCCCGGCAUGACAGAGUCCACGGACCUCUCAAAAGCAUUCGCCAAACAAGGUAUAAAAAUUCCUAUUCGUAAAGAACGGCGAUAUUCUAGACCUUUUCUCGAUGAUUAUCAAGACGGGGAAAACCCACAUCCGGAAACUACGUCGCUUUUUUCGAAUGAAGAUCCCAAUUUAUGA